Biomphalaria glabrata is the source of this 882-nucleotide messenger RNA. RefSeq lists its product as uncharacterized. The transcript is spliced from 2 exons. Lineage: Eukaryota; Metazoa; Mollusca; Gastropoda; Planorbidae. The record is from RefSeq and is a predicted model, not a curated record. Bases 1 to 882 code for a protein of 293 amino acids.
AUGCGGCGCACGGGUUUUCAAAGAAGUUUUGAUUAUGAAACAGGGACACAUCAUUACAUCCUUAUACCAAAUCAAAAUCAAACAGAAACAGGGACACAUCAUUACAUCCUUAUACCAAAUCAAAAUCAAACAGAAACAGAGACACAUUCAUUACAUCCUUAUACCAAAUCAAAUCAAACAGAAACAGGGACACAUCAUUACAUCCUUAUACCAAAUCAAAAUCAAACAGAAACAGGGACACAUUCAUUACAUCCUUAUACCAAAUCAAAUCAAACAGAAACAGGGACACAUCAUUACAUCCUUAUACCAAAUCAAAAUCAAACAGAAACAGAGACACAUUCAUUACAUCCUUAUACCAAAUCAAAUCAAACAGAAACAGGGACACAUCAUCACAUCCUUAUACCAAAUCAAAAUCAAACAGAAACAGAGACACAUUCAUUACAUCCUUAUACCAAAUCAAAAUCAAACAGAAACAGGGACACAUCAUUACAUCCUUAUACCAAAUCAAAAUCAAACAGAAACAGGGACACAUCAUUACAUCCUUAUACCAAAUCAAAAUCAAACAGAAACAGGGACACAUCAUUACAUCCUUAUACCAAAUCAAAAUCAAACAGGAACAGAGACACAUUCAUUACAUCCUUAUACCAAAUCAAAUCAAACAGAAACAGGGACACAUCAUUACAUCCUUAUACCAAAUCAAAAUCAAACAGAAACAGGGACACAUUCAUUACAUCCUUAUACCAAAUCAAAAUCAAACAGAAUAAAUUUCAUGCAGAAAUGAUCAACUACAAAACAAUAGAUGAAACAUGGCUUCUAGAAGCCUAUGUGCAAGAGACUAUGCUAAACAAUAGCUGCAAUGUCAUAAUAAAACUCUUACCAUAA